CAGUGCCCAGAAUCGAGGUAAAGGAAAAUAAUUUUUUCAUUGGCAAGUCAUUUGCCGAAUUAUAAUUUCGGCGGAAUGGGUAUAUACCAUUGAACAUGAAGAUUUUUGCUGCUUGCACAGAAAUUUACAUGUGGUUCCUGAACAUGAUCAGAUUGGACAAAAAUAUGAAAUAGUUUUGCCACAGUGAUAUGUAUCUUACCUUCUGGUGCUGCUUAAGCAAAGCAAACUGAGCUUUUAUUGCAAGAAACAUCAUCAUGGGAACCAGAGCAGCUUCUUUCACUGCCAAGAUCCGUAUUCUGAAGGACUAUCAGUACAGGGUGGUGAACAACCUCCCCCCUGUGCCCACGGGGACUGAUGUGGCCAAUACACUCAAGUACUUCUCACAGGCUUUGCUAGGAGUUCUGAAGGAGGUACCCAGCAUGCCCACUGAGAUAUUUGGUGCCAGGCAGAGAGAUAGUAUCCGGCUGUCUGUGUUUCCUAACCUGAACUACUCUGGCCUGUACUAUGCUGUCAUGACUGUCAUUGAUAUUGUCCCUAUGGUGCAGAUUGGGCAGCUAGCUUUGGCAGAGGCUACUCUCCAUGUCCUGUGUUGCCUGGUCCCCUUCUUGGAGUACGACCUCCUGGACAGUCUGCCAUACACAGUGGCCUCCACACUGGCCUGCUUCCCAGCUAGCCUACAGAAAGAGACCAUCUUGUUACUGUGCACUCACCUGUUGCCUCUGACCCUAGGCCAUGUUGGAAUGCGUGACAUGUGCACCUAUGCCACAGACUCUGUGCCUGCAAUCAUCAUGCUGGUCUUCCAGUACACAGAUAAAGAAGACUACCACACCCAGCUUUUGGAGUGCUUAAUGAGUUUGAAGAAAGACAUCUCCAAGGAUUUACUGAAUGUCAUAGCCUAUGGUCCCCCAGCCUCCAGGGCACCUGCUGCCAAUCUACUGUUUAGAUACUGGCCCCAGAUGAGUCCCAAUACUAGGGAGAAAAAGGGGAUAGUGACAAAAGUACCAGCCACUAAUCCAUUCACAUGCCAAAGAGAGCUGUGUCCCAAUGCUAGAGCUGGACCUGCACCUGCAAUUAAGCUGUGUAUCCACCCUGCAGUAUCAGUACAGUCAGGUCGGCCUCCUCCACUGUAUAUAUGCCAGGACUGCAUGGAUAUCCUAGCCAGGGAGCACUCUGGAGAUAUACAGGAUAUGUUACUGCCCAUGGAACAGGUGUCCUCUGUCUGUGAAAACAAGAAUUGUGCUUCAAAUGAAAACCUCGCUGUGUGCACCUGCUUCCACCUAGCAUGUGCCAGUUAUAAUGGGAACCGACCCAUACGCUUCUGUGCCAGUUGCCAUGUCAACAGGCAUUACAACAAGGAUGGACAGCACCAUGUUGUCCAGAGCACACUGCCCAACAUAUGGGGCACCUCUGACCAGGAACUGCAACAUUAUAUGGUGGAGGCCAUUGUCAGUUUGUUAAAAGAAGCUCAGCCACCAGAAGAGAAGAAAGUUCUAGAGGCCAGUGGCACCCAUGUCCAUGCUUCCUGGGGUGACAUACGGGAGAAUGGGGCUGAGAACAACAAUGAUGACAGGAAGAUACUUAGUAGAUAUGGUAUCUGGCUGCUGGUGGAGUUCUGUAAACCUAAGGAAGAAUUACCCAUAGAACUGCUGGCCAGGCUCCUGGGUAUGCUGUUCCAGUGGUUUAAAGACACAACCAACCAAGGCAUGGGAGGGAUAGAUGGAGUGGGCAGUGCCUUGGAAAAGCUUAAAGCUGAGUACAUUUACAACUGGCUUCAGUUGGUGAACAAGAGUCACUUCGAGAUCAUGCUGUCAUGUCUUCUACCUCAUCCUGUGGAAUAUGCCAGAGUGGGAGGUCCAUGGGACACUCUGGCUAACAGGACCACUCUGAAAGAAGGAUUGAACAAACUAUUCUGCUUAGUGCCAUAUGACCUUGUGACCUAUGAGGUGUGGGACUACAUCAUGCCGUACUGGUUGGAGUCCAUCAGGACAGAGGUACCGAGAGAUGAGCUACAGGAGCUCAAAAUACUUCUCAAUAAGAUGUUUGAUAUAUUAAUGGGACCGUUGCCAUUAUUGGUGGACAAGAUGUACCACUUUGUCUGGGAGAGGUUUGAGGACCCAGACCCCUCUGUUCAAGAACAGGCUUUACAGUGGUUACAGAUCCUGUCAUCUCUGGAGAUUGUGGUCCCAAUAUCCCUGGUGAUUAGUAUGCUGAAGACGGCUACCAGUUCUAUCAGUAUGACCCCCAUCUUCCACCACCCUCCCUCCCGCUGUGGCUCCAGGCAGGGGUCACCCACGCUGUCACAUAAGGGAGUGGCCUAUGUGGCCCCCGAGGAUUUCAAUGAGACCAGAGUGAUCAGUGUGUCCUGCUAUAUUUUGAUGCUGGAUGUAAUGUUGAAACAAAUUGAGCUGAACAGGACACACCCCCAUGUAGGAGUGAAUGAGAACACCAACAAGGACAUGAUGACCCAGUUAGUGGUGAUGCUGAAGUCCCCCUGGGGUGGCACUCACACCUGCAGUGAAGAGGAACCUUGUAGUGGGUGUGAGAGCUGUGAGCUGUAUACUGUCUGGUACCAGCUGGCUUGCAACGUCCUCAAACACAUCUCAGCCAAAAAUGAGAUUCAGCUACCAAAGAAAGAAUUGCCUAGGAUUGAGGAGAUUCAGAAAAGAGGAGGGUCUCAUCAUAGACAAGAGGAAAAUUUAAAGAUAUACCAAUCUAGAGGGAUUAACACAAAACAUAGGAAAAGUGCGGGAAAAGAAGAUAACCUCGCCAAGUUGAUGGAGCGCAAGUUGACAAAGUCCAUGUCAGAGCCACCAGAACCCGAGUAUGAGCUGAAGGAAGAAGAGCUUCCUCCACAUCUCCAGUUGUUACAUGCUUUACUGAAGGAGCUGUACACACAGACAGAUGCUGAUGUAUUGUUCUAUGUCCUGAAAGCGUUAAGAUACCUGUGUCUCCAUGCUGAGUGCCUGAACCUGGCCCUUAAAGACAAUGAGGAGUAUGUGAAGUACUGUCUGAAGAAGUUUCUGAUAAUUGAGCUAUGGAAAAUCUUACAGGCAGAGCACUCCCAGUUGGCCUCUAUCUGUGUUCCCAUACUCCUGCACUGCCUGACCCUCCCCACUGGCUCUGACAUCAUGUGGCGUAUUGUGGAACAGGAUUUCCAGAAUGAAGACUGGCGAGCAAGAUUCUCUGCAGUGGAAAAGGUGUCGGUGUUGCUACGCUAUGUCCGGUGUGAGACUGUGAAGGAAAACCAGGUCCUGUUGACCACCCUGGCCCAUGCCUUCUGUCACCUGAUUGAGUCCCUGAAUGACAUCAACUGCAUGGUGGCACAGAAAACUAAGUUUUACCUGGAGACACAGAAGAAGAGCUCCAUUAAGUGUUUGUGUAUGUGCCUGGAGUUCCAGUUUGACUCAGUGAUCAAUGAUCGCACCAUGAUACUGCAGAGAAUGCAGAUCUUGUCCAAUGUGCUGCCUGACCUGGGAAUCCUGAGCUGGGAGUUCUUCCUUCAUCGCUUUGAUGCUCUCUCUCUGGAGGCCCAGAUUGAUCUGGAGAGCAGUGGGGACAUAUCACACCCAACAGAUCUGGUGAGCAGUGACAGAGAAAGUGAGCAUUUCUUACAGAAGUUGAACAGAGCCAGGUUUGCGCUGGCCAGGACCGACAGUGUGAGAUCUGUCAGUGCCAGUCUCUAUGGCAACAAGCCGCCAUUCAGGAAGGCAUCCUCCAUGCCUUUGUACGGAACCCCCCGGCCAGGUGUGUCUCCUUCUAAUCGGGGAACCUCUGUUUCUAUGUCAGCCUCUCCUAAAGUCCUCCCGAAGUGGAAAGUGUUGAUGUACAUGCAGCGGUGGUGGCUGUCUCACCAUCAACCUGCAGAAUCCACUCCUCCCUCUCACACAGAGUCCCACCCAGACCAAUCGGCUGGUAAAAUGCUACUUUGCCGUGGAAGCUUGAUUACACUCAUAAUAUAUAAAAGAAUAUUUGUGCUUGCUUGCUCUUGCGGUGGUGAUGGACUAACUCCUUGGCUUCUUAUUGCAGUGAUGGUUUGGGUGCUACCUCUGCGGCUUUGUUUUCUCUAUCCUGUCUUCACAUCUUUUAAGAAUGAAUUGCAGUGUAAGACACAGCAAGUUGUGAUAUCAUUUAAUAGUGACUGUGCUGUUUUAAAGGUUUUGAAAUGUAUGCAGUCUUCCCACCUCUCCAUUAACGUAGAGAAACCCUGCAUUAGGCAGCAGUCGGCUCCCCAGUUUGGCCGUAGAGGAACUCGCUCUGGGCUCAGUAUAUUUGGAAGCUAUAUGCUCUCAGGGGUUGGUGGGUACCUUAGAGAGUUCACUGACCAGCAGAGUAAUUUCUCUGCCCUGCUACAGAAGGCAAUGGACCUGGAGGGGGUGGACAGGGAGACGGUUCAUAAGGUUACUGCUCUCCUGAUGAAGUUCAUGAUGAAUAGUGAUCAAGAGAUAGUAAGCAGUGACAAAGAAGAGAGCAAAUACCAGGACAUUGUUCUCCGACAUCUCAAUGUACUUCUUGGCUACAACCAGAGUGAGAAGGCUUUCAGUGUGCCACCAUAUAAACUAAGAUGUUCAGCGACAGUAAAUGCUUUCCUAGCAGGUCUGCCUCAUGUCCUGGACAGGAACUUUGAGCUGGGUAACACUAUUCUGCCAGUAGCUGUGAUACUACUGCAGUAUGUUCCCUCUCCCCAGAGAUAUGCCAGUGAUUACCAGCCCCCAAACUACACUCUGUGGUACCUAGAACCCCAUACCAGGCAGGCUUGGCUCACUGCUCUACUGGUUAUAUUGUAUAAGUACUCUUACAACAAGAGCAGUCCUAAUGCAGAGAUCAUAGAGUUCCUGGUGCAGCUUGCAAUCAACACGGUGUAUGCUCAGCAGCACAGGUGUAAGACUGGGGAGGAAGGGGGAGCCAUGAUGAGCCCUCUCUUGACUAGAAAUGCCAGCAAUGUCUCUACAGUAGAACUAGAGAACAUUGAGGAGACUGAUACCCCUCCUCAGAGCCCAACCUCCCCCGAGGCCACAGUCUCCCUGGAGUCAUCCCUGGGGAUGGCCUCCAUAUCAUUUGGUCACAGGAGGAGGGGGGCUAUUAACACCCCUCUGGAGGAGAGCCCAUCUGAAGUGGAGUCACCAGACACACCACCAAAGAGUGACAGUGACGGACCUGUGACUGGGAAGAAACUGCCAGACUACAGCUUUACAACAGAUGAGACACAAGAAAAGAAAGACACUGAGAAGUUUCCAGCUCCAAAAGCAAGUUCUUUGCUUAAGUCUCCAAAGUCAGGAAACAAAGGGGUAGGGGGGCGCCGUUUUGAACUGCAUGUUGCAGAUGCUACUGAUGCUGGUUAUGCUGCUGGUGAUGAUAACGAUGAUGAUGAUAACGAGGAUGAGAUGACCCUAGAGCAGAGUUUUGAGAUGCACAUCAUGCAGAAGGUGAAGGAAGAUGAGAUGAAGAGAAGACUGGCAGCUCAGCAGGAUGAAGAUGGAGCAGAAGGAAGUGAUGUCGAGGAGAAAACAUUGCAUUAUGGGACAGAAUCUCAUGUGGAGAGAAAGAUGGCUCAGCAGAUCAAGGAGUUUGAAGGAGAGAAAUCCCCCGAAAUUCACCCAGCAGAGCCAGAUGUCCCCCCAGCAGGAGCUGGUGUUAAAGAAGAGGCUGUUGUUGAUAAACCUGAAGGAAAACCCCUAGCCAAGCCUGUCCGCCACAAGCCCCCUAUACCCGUAGAACUCCUGGGACUGGCUACUAGGUCAAAGAGCGAGGACAAACCUGCUGUCUCUGUGGAGAUUGAUAAGAAGGACAACAUCAAGGGUGCAGGACCAGAUGGCAGACCCAGUAGCCUCAUCAAACCAGACAAGCCAGUUAUACCAACAUUAGAAAUUACACAUGAAGAGAUCACAAAGCCAGUUGUUCCAGCAUUUGAGUCUGCCCAGGCAGUCCCCCUCAAACCCACUCUGCCAGCAUUCAAAGCCAAGGCAGAGGAGACUGUGGAACCUGCCCACCCAGUGUUUGAAGUCACUGCUGUGACCAUAGAGGAAAGUGUGAUACUGCCUCUUCCAAAAUUUGAAGUCACUGUGGAAGACUCCUUUCAAGCCACUGUACCAAACAUAGAGGUGGGUCAAGAGGAGACGCCUAAAGAACAAGCUGAUAAGGAUGAAGAGAAGGAACAAGACGAUGCUGCAGGUGGUGGUGAUAAUGUGGCACCACAGUUAAAGGAGGAAGUAGAAGAGGGUAAAAAAGUUGAAGAACAGGCAAAGGUGACUGUUGAACCAGAAGUGACCAAGACUGAAUCUGUAGAAGUAAAAGUUCCUGACAUAUCAACAGAUGCCAUGGUCACUCCAAGCCAGACACCCCAUUACCGCCAAAGAAGAGGGAGAAAGACUGGACUGGCCACCAUAGAACUGCAGAAGAUUAUGCCAGAACUGGCAGAGAAACAUGAACCAGAGAAGUUGAGAAGAAGAAGAAAAGCAGACAUCAUAUCCAAAAGUCAGCAACUCAAACAGAAGAGCCAGCAGUCCAGGUUUGGAAGCGGUGAGCAGCCAAUCAUUGACCGCUGUCCAGAGUGCAAGGCUGUCCUGGAGCAGUAUGAUGAGGACACCAUCAGCCUGUGUAUUGUGUGUAUGGAGGCAUUUGUCCACAGAGAGCCCUCCAUGUCUGCUCCGUACCUACUAGACAUGCUGCAGGCUGUCACUAGAAUUGCUGCCAACAGCCCUUAUCCUUGGCAAAAUGACUGGAAAGUGGUGAUUCCAGGCAGUUCUGUGAGUGUGGCGCGCCAGUUUCUGCGCUGUGUUCUCCACCAGCUGGCACCUAAUGGGAUCUUUCCACAACUGUUUCAAAGCAAAAUUGAAGAGCCAGACUUUAUGAAGACAUUGGCCUCUGCUCUCAUGGACUUCAAUGAACUUAACUGCUAUGCUGCUCUUCAGCACUUAUUAGAGGGAAUGAACAACAAGAAGACCCUCCCACAAGACACCUUAAUGCAGGUUCUGAAUAACCUGUCCAGCUACAUGGAGUGCAUACCCCUGGAGACCACCUCGCCCACCUGGCCAGGGAUUUUAGGCCAGUUUGAGGGGUACUUCAGGAAGCUGUUGCCAGAGCUGCCUGUAGGCUGUGACAUUGCUCCUGUGAUGAAGAUUAUGGCCUCUGUGUUGAAAAUUCCUGGUGUGGCCUCUAAUAAGGGUAUCUUGGAGCCUUUCUCCAAAGUACUGAGUUUUGCCAUCCAGAAUUGUGAACUGUUACUACAACACCUGAUAGAUAUAUGCUCCCUGGCUAACAGAGUCUUCAUCAAGGAAAGAGACAAGGUGUUCUUGGCUAGGACUAUUGUGUUUGAGUUGGUGCAAGCAUUGAAGUUCAGAGCAUCAGUCCCAGAUAGCAAUCUAUUACUUCUGGUGCAGUUUGUGUGUAUUGAUGCUGGGGGUACCAUAACUCCAGGGACAGUGACAGAGGAGUACUGUACUUACUCCUUUAACCCAAUGACCCACCCAGUGGUCAGCACCAGUGCCAGUGAGUGUAUGAAACAGCACCUCAAUGAGUGUGUGGACUUUAUUGCUGACCUUCAUACACUUACCAAAGUCAAGAACAACAUGAAAGGCAGUUCCUUUAAUUUGAAUGAGGACACCCUGGGGAACCAGCUCAAGUCAGGGAUAGCUCAGUACAUAGCCCUGGAGUUCACAAGAGGCAAUGGUCGGGACAACCGUGCAAUCAAUCGCUAUCUGCCAUGGCUGUAUCACCCACCUUCAGCUAUGCAGCAAGGACCCAAGGAGUUCAUUGACUGUAUCACCCACAUUCGCCUGCUGUCCUGGCUCCUGCUGGGCUCUCUAACCCACACUGCCAUUACCCAGUGUUCAGGGCCCAUUAUAUGUCAACCUAUCCCACUGGAGGCCAGUCAGUACAUUGCUGACCACAUCCUGGUUAUCAUGACUGGGUUUGCUGAACAGUCCAAGGCCUCAGUAUUACACAUGAGUUCCUUGUUCCAUGCCUUCAUCUUAUGUCAACUGUGGACCAUGUACUGUGAGAGUCUAGCCUGGCACCAUACAUUUGGCAGUGACACCCAUGAAAUGGCCUCAGAGACAGUGAUGGACUUCUGGGGCAGGGUCACUCCAGGCAUACUACAGUUACUGUCACAUUCUAGAAUGAUGGCUGAGAUGGUGAAUCUUCACUUUUUGUCUAUGAUGGAAGCUCUCCAGGAAUGCAACUCCUCUGUUCUCUCAAAGUUAUUUGCAUUGUGGACUCCAAUUUUCCACUCUUACCAUGGACAGCUGCCUGGUCAUAUCCAAGUCCGCCUUCAGACCUGUCAGAACUGGGCGCCACCAAAGAAAACCAAGGAUGAAGCUGCUCAGAAAUCCAGCAUGUUGCUUACAUGGCUGAAACGCCUACAGUUCAAACUGGGACAGACAGAGAUCCAGUCCUCCUCUGCUACCCAGUUUUAUGCUGUGUAGACUUCCUCUCUGUGUUUGUAUUUAGCUUCAGUGACUGAAACCUGAAAAUAAAAUUGGGUUGAUUUGAAAGACAGUUAUGGUCUGCUAUUUAGGAGACUAAUGCCAUAUUGGAUAAGACAAAUGAUUCAGGUUAAACUGCUGGGAACAGACUCUUUACUCCAAUUUCUCCUUUUCUUAUUAGUUUAUCUGUAAUUGUCAUCAUUAACUGACCUGACUAGGGCAGAUUUCACAUUAGAACUUAAGUCUUAAGUCUUAAGUUUUUCUCAACUUAUCCAAUAUCAUGUCUACUUUGAUGCAGGAUGAAUUUGUAAUAGUCAUUUGUAUAGGAAUACUUGGUCUGUUCCACAAAAAGUAAGAAAUUUGUAAUACUUUGAACAGAUAGUAGCUUUCUCUGAGUGGACUAUAGCUGAUUUUUCCUAGUCAAAAUAAACAAAAACUUGACUAAUUUAUUGAAAAUUUAUGAAAUGGGACUUUGGUGCUGUAUUCCUUUCUACUCUGCUCACUAUGUGAUUGAUGUUUUAAAAAAAUGAAACUCUGGACUAGGUAAUGAAGUGUCAUUUGCAACUUACAUGUGAGCUGUCUUGUCUUUCUGUUUAUACUGAUGUUUCUGCAGGUGUUUGAGUAAAAUGCCUUCAAAUCAAGUUGGCGAACUGAUGUACAGUAUCGUCAUGGUCUGCUUUUUUGGCUAGUUUAUGUGUUUCGUUGCAUGUUGUGUUAUCGAGUUAUUAAUGGACCUAGUUUUACUUAAUUAUUAUAUUAUCUCUGAUGCUUAGAAAGGGUACAUUUUUACUGUUAUUUUUGUUUUAAUGGUAAGUCUUUAUUUUUAGUUUAAAGGGACACAUGAUUUUUUUGCUGAAAAUGUCAUUGAAUAAUACUCUUACAUUGUAGUUGAAUUUAUUUUCAUCUUCACUACCAGUACAUGGUCUUUGUUUGCUGAAUUCUGUAGCUAGGAUAUAUAUUUAUAUACUCUUAUUUUAUACAUGCAUGUAGUAUGUUUAGUGCAUGUUUCAUCAAAUUAUAUUGCUUUUUUAUGUUAAAUAAAUGGUGGUUUGUGCAAUAUUUUUCAUAUCUAGUGUUAGGCAUUGUUUGACUAUUGUCUUACAAGCACUUCCAGUUGGUGUCUUUCACCAGUAGGCGCACUUCUGGUAGGCAUUUAACAAAUAUUAUUUCGUAACUUAAUUUCUAGUGGUGCUAUCUUUGAAAAUAGUGAUAUUAUGAAAAAGAGAACUUCCAUGUAUAUCUGUGAGCUUGAUUCUUCUAUUGGGGUUAGUCAUAUGCGUUGAGAAAACUAAUUUAGAAUAUGGUCGCUUCUUUAGACAAAAUCUGUAUACAACUUGAAAAGUUUUGUAAUAGUAUUUAAGAAUGGAUAUGUUUUUGCUAUGGAGCUUUAUUCCUGUAAUGGUAUUUCUCUUUUAUUUUCUGUCAUACUUUCUAAGUAGGAGAGACAUAUCUACAAUAUACAAAUAUGUUAGAAUUUUUAGACACUUUUACAAUGUAUUGUGUUUUAACUUAAUUAAAAUUAUUUAUUGUUCAUUUUGUCACUUGAAUCUCUAGCAGGUAUCAUUGUAUGUAAAUAGUAAUUAAGAAAAAAAGUAA
Lingula anatina is the source of this 10016-nucleotide messenger RNA. Its product is annotated as protein unc-79 homolog. Gene Ontology annotation, molecular function: protein binding. The record is from RefSeq and is a predicted model, not a curated record. NCBI's taxonomy places the organism in Eukaryota, Metazoa, Brachiopoda, Lingulata, Lingulida, Lingulidae.